Messenger RNA from Electrophorus electricus (electric eel), 2583 nucleotides. It is a transcript of the gene smad6a, whose product is annotated as SMAD family member 6a. Gene Ontology annotation, cellular component: heteromeric SMAD protein complex. The record is from RefSeq and is a predicted model, not a curated record. Lineage: Eukaryota; Metazoa; Chordata; Actinopteri; Gymnotiformes; Gymnotidae. Gene Ontology annotation, molecular function: I-SMAD binding; transcription regulator inhibitor activity. Gene Ontology annotation, biological process: SMAD protein signal transduction; cell differentiation; anatomical structure morphogenesis.
GCUCCACUGCACUGCUCGGGGGCCCCGUGUGUGUGACUGAGUGUAUAUCUGAAGAAGAAAGAGCGAGAAACGGCGUGAAAACCAAAUCGAAGAGUCCCGUUAAUCUUGUCUGGUGCACAGCACGAAAGUAUUUGCAAGGCCUGGAUGUUGCAUGUGUUCAAUCCGCCGAUGGACCGGUUGUUUUUCCGUUUGCGAGAAGCCAGUUUUAUGCCAUGAGAAACGAGUCGGAAUGUGAAUUCUGAAAGGAUUACUUGGGGUUGUUUCACUCGCGGAGUUGCACCACUCAUGUGCCUAGCGUCAUAAAACAAGGUGUUUGGGGUUUGUCUGAACUGACUGAUCUUCACGGCGGUCGCCGCUUAUUAAUAUGUUCUGGAUAUGAAAUGUCAAAAAAAAGCUAACGCCUUGGAUAUCGUGCAGGAAUGUCAAGCUCUCCACGCUUAAAGCAAGCCAAUAAAUCAACUUUCUCAUGCUCACGGGGCACAUUAGUAGACUAUGCACCUUUUGUGGGCAGUAAUGUGCUGUAAUAACAGCACCGCUUCGCUACAAAACUGAUACUAUCGCAGCACUCGAGUCUAAUGUUGUGGUUUGGUCAGAAGAAAUCUGUCCACGGCUGUGUAUGUAGGCUCGUGCACGGCAUUUACACACCGUUGAUGUCGGACUACGACCGCACAAACGGAAUCUUCACGGUUCUGACCAGACAGAAAAGCGAAUGAAAACCGCUUAAACUGUCGUAUGUUCAGGACGAGACGCACGGGUCUAGUUCGGCGACUCUGGCGAAGCCGUUUGAUCCCUGAUGCCGAGGGGGGCGAUGGAAGCACCAGGAGCAGCGAGGGUGGUCCCAGUGAUUCAAAUGACAGCAAUCCAGAGAAAAUCCCCAAAACGGAAUACGCAGCGGAGUCGAGAGUGGGGUUGUGCAACCCGGGUUUAGCGGAAAGUGCGGAAUCGGGGAUCAUUUUGGAGCAUGAUGGCGGUACCAUGUGUAGCGAGCGGCACGGUGUACCCCGCUGUGAGGGAGCCGACGGGACACCGGUGACGUGUUGUUUGUUUAAAGACCUUCCUAGAAGCGAUGUGCCCACCCGAGACGGACUUUCUUGCCAGUGGGAACGUGAAAACACCAGAAGCCGAAGGGGUUGUGGACCUAGUGCUAUAGAUGCGAAAACGCGCGCACUGUUAGAGCAAGAGCUCAAAAUUUGUACUUACGCGUUCCUCAAAAAGUUGAAGGAGAAGUCUUUGGAUGUCUUACUAGAGGCGGUCGAAUGCAAAGGUGGGGUGCCAGGUGACUGUGUAACGGUGCAUCAGACCGAUCUGCAAAUUGGGGGGCAGGCGGCGUCUCCUCAGUACCUGCUGUGUAGGCUUUUCCGCUGGCCAGACCUGGCGCUCUCCACCCAGCUGAAGGCGCUGUGCCAUUGCCAGAGUUUCCAGGCGCCGAACGGCCAGCCGGAGUGUUGCAACCCUUAUCACUACAGCCGCCUUUGCAGCCCAGAUUCACCCCCCCCUCCUUAUUCACGGAUGUCCCCUACCAUGGGCUCGGAGUCUCUGGAGCCUUCACAUUCAGCAUUGCCCCACACUGAUAUUGAGGCAAGGCGUUCACCCCACAACUCAUCUGGGGGUCACUCGGAUGGCAGUAUAUCUCCCUCCUCACUCGCAAACCCCCAGUGGUGUAAUGUGGCAUACUGGGAGCACCGCACACGCGUGGGCCGCCUGUAUCCCGUGUAUGACCCCUCCCUCAACAUCUUCUAUGACCUACCUCAGGGCACGGGUCUGUGCCUGGGCCAGCUGCCCCCACCGGUUCGCUCGGGGGCCGCAGGCCGUACUCGCGCCAAGAUCGGCCACGGCAUCCUGCUGACUAAAGAAGCCGACGGCGUGUGGGCGUACAACCGCAGCCCGCACCCCGUCUUUGUCAGCUCGCCCACGCUGGAGGCUCCGCCCCGCUGCCGGAGCCCCACUGUCCGGAGGGUGAUGCCUGGCUACUCCAUCAAGGUGUUUGACUACGAGCGCUCCCGCGACGUCUGCCGCUGCAAUGACCCCACACACCCGGACGGCCCGUGUGACCCUGACAGUGUACGCAUCAGCUUCGCUAAGGGCUGGGGGCCGUGCUACUCCAGGCAGUUCGUUACGUCAUGUCCAUGCUGGCUGGAGAUUCUGCUCAACAAUCACAGAUAGCACAGACAAGCAAAACUGCACAAAGAUUCAUGGUGCCCACUUUUAAAAAUAAACCACAUUUCUCUCUGUCACACCCACACAAACACACACACACACACAGAUUUACAAACACAAUCCCAAAAUAUAAUCUAUCUAGAUUUAAUAUAAAUUUUUAUAUAUGCAUAUUCUAAAAAGUACAUUAGACUUGUAAAUAAUGAGUCAUUUUUACAGUGUAACUAUUUAUGUAUGCAAUGUGUUUAAGGACUUGAGGAAAAGGGUGAUGCACUUUGGAUUCUGUGUCCACAUGGAAUCUUUCAAUGCCAUUUUUGCUAAUGGAUGUAUACAGUGAACCUGGUUUUGGUGUAUAGUUUUCAUAUACUAUCAAUAUCCAGAAAAGAAUAAGUACCAUGGACACAUUGAUAAUAAAGUAUUCAUGAAAUA